Molecule: messenger RNA, 643 nt
Organism: Phyllostomus discolor (pale spear-nosed bat)
Lineage: Eukaryota; Metazoa; Chordata; Mammalia; Chiroptera; Phyllostomidae
Gene: CFAP95
Product: chromosome 3 C9orf135 homolog
Exons: 5
Coding region: 146-553 (135 amino acids)
Cellular component (GO): plasma membrane
Source: RefSeq, a predicted model, not a curated record
GCAGCAGUAGGCAAUACGGGUUUGAGCUCGGACCCACCGACUUGCUGGAGCGCAAGGGCUCCCUCACCCUCCGUUCCCAUCGCAAGAAAUACUCGAAGCCGGUGUUGGUGUAUUCCUGAUUUGGAUCUCAGAAACACACGAACAAAUGGCACAAGUUCUUUUAAACACAAAAUUGGCUCAAAUACAAAGCCAGGCUUUGUUGAAUGAGGAAACAAUGAACUCUGGGAUUAUUGAAAGGGACACUGGAUUGCCUGCGACAGGUUUUGGAGCUCUUUUUACUACACACCCACCGGAUCGGCGCAAUAUGUGUUCACUGACGACAUAUACUGAGGACUACACUCCACCAUAUGACUAUCAGCCAUUUGAUUAUCCUUGUCAAGAUGAUUAUUCAAUAGUCCACAGGAAAUGCCGUUCUCAGUUCACAGAUUUAAAUGGUUCCAAAAGAUGUGGCAUCCACACUUGGCAUGAUGAGAGUGGGAUUUAUGCUAAUUCACAUGUAAAACAAAAACUGUACCCGUUAACUGGUGGUCCCAUUGUCCCAUUUUUACAAUAAUGUAUGAAAUCAGAUUCUCUAACUAAUGAAAGAAUAAUGGAUUUAACAGCUGAUGAUGUUUUUAUCCUAAUAAAUGCAAUGGAAAUAAUA